Arvicola amphibius (Eurasian water vole) is the source of this 2477-nucleotide messenger RNA. RefSeq names its product chromosome 8 C19orf12 homolog (gene C8H19orf12). The record is from RefSeq and is a predicted model, not a curated record. Bases 305 to 730 code for a protein of 141 amino acids. The transcript is spliced from 3 exons. Lineage: Eukaryota; Metazoa; Chordata; Mammalia; Rodentia; Cricetidae.
CGCUGAGCAGCCGGACCCGCGGGGACCCGAGGCACCGCGACCCGGAAGGCCGGCGGAGCCGGAAGGAGGGAGGGCGGAGCCAGGGCGGCCGUGGCCUGUGAGCGCCUCGCUGGCGCUGGCAGAGCGGAGCCGGCUGCGCGGAGCGGUGCUCAGUGUCCCCGCGGUCCCAGACGCCAGCACGGUAAAGGUGCGCGCGGGGAAGCCAGGGUCUGCGGAGCCGGUCGGGGACCCCACGGUGUCGGGCACACUGCUGUUCAUCUUCACGCAAAGGAACCGAGGCACGGACAGGCCGAGGUCUGCCGAGAUGCCCAUUGAGGUAGAUGACAUCAUGAAGCUCCUGUGUUCCAUUUCCCAUGAGAGGAAAAUGAAGGCAGCGGUCAAGCACUCUGGGAGGGGUGCCUUGGUUGCAGGGACAGUGGCUUUCGUCGGUGGUUUGGUUGGUGGCCCGCCAGGAAUUGCUCUUGGGGGGACUGUUGGGGGCCUGUUGGGGGCCUGGAUGACGAGUGGACAGUAUAAGCCGGUUCCUCAGAUCUUAAUGGAGCUGCCCCCUGCCGAACAGCAGAAACUCGUUAACGAAGCCACGGCCAUCAUCAGGAACUUGGACUGGACAGAUGCUAUACAGCUCACUGCUCUGGUCAUGAGCAACCAGGCCAUGCAGCAGAAGCUCUUGGCCAUGCUCGCCACCUAUGUCACCAAGGAGCUGCAGGCCGAGAUCCGCUAUGAUGACUAGGUCACUCUCCCUGGGGGAUGGGCCUGCAUUUGGAUGAUUCUACGACUCCCAGAAGGUGACCUGGGAAUGGGGGGUGCCUGGCAGGUGCGUUGAGAAACCUGCACGCCAUCAGCAUUAACUGUAAGCUGGAGUACAUCCUGUUGGACUGUCCUUCGCUGGAGAGGCUUCAGCCGUGCAUUGUGGGCUGUGUGUGCUAUGUUAAGGUCCAGGCUGUUGGCAUCCACAGACAGCUUAGGAGUCCUUCUGAUCCUGUGGGUCUAAAAGGAGUUCUCAGGUUGGCUGGCCAACUGUGCCGGGUGCGCCUUUUCUUGUGAAAGCACCUCUAGGUACCUGUGACAGGAUUGGAGGGUCUUGGGGGGUUCAGAGCCAGCUCUUGCCAGGAUUGUGCUUACCUGCUGAGUGUUCCCCUUCUUUGCCCAGGGACUUCCCAGUGGUCCCUACUUUGAGUGAAGCCACAAAUGCCAGGCAGUCCCCACCCUCUAUGUCCCAGGCUCUCUUGAGUAACUUUGGUUAAACUUCUAAAGUCUUUUGCCUUAUUAUGGAAAAUCAUGGCACUUAUUUAUCUUUUACUUUUUUUUUUUUUUGGUUUUUUGAGACAGGGUUUCUCUGUAGCUUUGGAGCCUGUCCUGGAACUAGCUCUUGUAGACCAGGCUGGCCUCGAACUCACAGAGGGAUCCACCUGUCUCUGCCUCCUGAGUGCUGGGAUUAAAGGCGUGCGCCACCACCAUCCAUAUCUUAUUUAUCUUUUACUUUUAUUGUUAAUUCUGGACCCUUUUAUUCUCUACACUUGUAGUCUAAGUUAAUUUCACUCUAUUUUUUUUUCUAUGUUGCCUGGACCGGCCUUGAAUUCCUGGUCUGUAGGCUGUGCCACUGUACCCAGCUUUACCUCAAAGACUGUUCUCACCACUGUAUCUAAGUUUGUUCUUCCAGGUUCUCUAUCCCAGCUCAGUUUCCUCCCCACACUAGCUGCAAUUUAUAAUUCACUUGUGUGGAAAGACAAAAUUAACAGUGAAUCAAGUUCAAAGAUCCUAACUGAUGCACACCCACAGUCCCAAGUAAGGGAAAGGUCAAAGCGGGAGCAUCCUUGAGCCCAGGAAUUGAAGACCAACCUGGACAACACGGAGGGGCUGGGAGAGAGAUAGAAGAUGGGGACAUAGCUCCUUACUUAGCUUUUAUUUACAGUCACAGAAUCAAGGUUCAGUGAGUGUUCUGAUGUGCUGGAGAGAGGAGCUCGACAGGAGACCAAGGGCGAACAGACACACCACCAGCACUGAGGUUAACCCCUGGGCAGGCACCUUAUUGCCCUGGAUGAAGCCAAGGAUUUGUCCAUCCUCUCCUUGAUUUCCCUAAGUCCACGGCUCAAUCCUGACAAGCAGCUUGUUUGGUGUUUGUUUUUCUUGUGAUGCUGUGGAUGGAGCACAGGGUCCUGCAUAUGCUAGGUAAAUACCACCCCUGGGCCCUGCGCCCAGCUCUCCCUUGGUAGAUCCAAGGCCAGCGCUAUAUGGCUAAGCCUGCUCCCAGCCCUUGAGUGGCUCAGUUUUGGUUUGGCCAGUUGGUCCCAGUGCUGGAUGACAUCAUAUACAUUUGAUUAAACAUUUGAUACUUCUUUUAUCCCCUGUUGGAGAUGGGCACUCAGGGAGCGCAGGAGCUAUGUGUCUUGGUCACCCUACCUAUCUCCAGCUUGCUCCUGCUUGACACCAUGGCUUUUAUGUGGUGGACACUCAAUAAAUAUUUAUCUUUAAAGCUA